This is a messenger RNA of Hibiscus syriacus, 830 nucleotides long. RefSeq names its product probable membrane-associated kinase regulator 5. The record is from RefSeq and is a predicted model, not a curated record. Gene Ontology annotation, cellular component: plasma membrane. Lineage: Eukaryota; Viridiplantae; Streptophyta; Magnoliopsida; Malvales; Malvaceae. The transcript is spliced from 3 exons. Bases 48 to 725 code for a protein of 225 amino acids.
UGUAAAAGAAUUUCUUUAUAUUCCUUGUCUUUUCUCUCUCUCUCCAUAUGGAAGCUCUCAAUUUUCUCCGGUUUUGGAUGAAGAAGACCCAGGUUCUAGCCUCCGAUCAUCAUUCCGAUGAAGGAGACAACUCUUUCAUCGACUUGGAACUGCCCUUUCUUCAGUCCAACCACCACGUAAAUGGCCACACCAUCGCCGUCAAAGCCGACCAAAAAGCAGGUUCUUUGUCUCCGAUCAUCCCCAUCGAGGCAAGCUCCAAGCCUCGAUCAACCCCGAAACUUGGAGCAUUAGCUCGGAGCACUAGUACAUGCAUCACCAGAAAAAAUAGUUUCGGGAAAACAGAAGAUCAUUCAUUGAAGAGAUUACCCAAAGAUCUGAUCAUAACAACAUACUUGAAUGUAACCAAGUACGUAAAGGUCUCCAAGAACAACAUUCAAACUCACAAGAAAAAUGUCUCAGGUGGCUUAUCCACGGCGGCUUCACCGAUCAACCGGAAAGAUGAUUUACUCCAACAGGAUGCCAUCCAAAGUGCCAUUUUGCAUUGCAAGAGAUCUUUGAAUUCAUCAACAGAAUCUUCUUGGUUGUCGAGAUGUACAAGUGACUCUUCACAAGCGCAGUUAAGCAAUGCAUCUUCUACAGGAACUACAAGCAAUUAUUCAUAUGAGAAACUGAUGGAUUCUGCAAGAAUAUCACCAGAAGCAGUAAAGAAAACACUCAUGGGAUAGAAACUUUGAUAUUUAGUAGGCAUAAUGCCAAAAAUAGCCCUCAAUGUUUAUCAUAAUGGUCAUUUUGGCCUCUAUUUUUUGGAGUAUUUUGAUCCCAACGUUUCA